AUGUUGCAUUUAUCUCAAAAUCAAUCUACAACUUAUCACAGUCAACCAUUACCAACAGCGUCCUCUUAUCAAUCACAAUAUUCAGCAUCAUCCCAACAGCAUUCAACAAAUGAAUCUGAGCAAACAAGUAUUGAUCUUCGUCCACGUUCUUGCAUUCUAAGAAAAUGGCCACAUUACGAUGGUUAUGGUGUUGUAUUGGGACGAAAUUAUACUUGGUUCGGUUUACGUAUUGGUGAUGUUGAACCAAAUAGUCCGGCUGAAAGUGGUGGCCUAUUACGUGAAGAUGUUGUUCUAGCUGUUAAUGGACGAGCAAUUGAAAAUGAGGAUUUUUUUGUUAUCUUAUCAUUUAUACAGCGUGAAUUAGAAAAUGAUGAAAUAUGCUUCUUAGUAUUAGAUCCACAAGGUGCCGAUACCGCACGUCGUAAUAAUAUUUUCAUUGAUGAUCAUUAUCCAUCGGUUGUACGAAUGGAAACGCCAACGUUAACUGUCAGUCCGCAAAAGUUGCUUUAUGAUCAAUGGUCAAGAGAUCCAACGUUAUCACGGAAUACAAUACAUUUAGGACCAGUUAAAGAUGCAGAUCAGCGUUCGUCGGCAUAUAAUAAUAACGUAGAUAAUAAUCGUAUACCAUCUAUCUUGUCUUAUCAAGAUAAUCAUUCGACAUCGCAACGUUAUUCUGAAAAAAAACCACAAGAGACAGCUGAACAAGUUUACACAUUUUUACCAUAUUCAGGUAUGUAUAUUUAA
Molecule: messenger RNA, 744 nt
Organism: Didymodactylos carnosus
Lineage: Eukaryota; Metazoa; Rotifera; Eurotatoria; Philodinida; Philodinidae
Source: the annotation of a GenBank genome assembly